Molecule: messenger RNA, 1668 nt
Organism: Chiloscyllium plagiosum (whitespotted bambooshark)
Lineage: Eukaryota; Metazoa; Chordata; Chondrichthyes; Orectolobiformes; Hemiscylliidae
Source: RefSeq, a predicted model, not a curated record
CCAGGAGUCCACACUUCUAUUUAUGCUCCACUGUGUACUCGGCGAAAGAUUUUAAGUUUAAAAUGUAUCUGUUCCUGGGAUUGAUGAUCUCGUUUUAUUAUGCAGACUCACAGACUAUCCACCAGACUCCCGCUGUUGUCUCCAGUUCUCCCGGGAAAGAACUGAAACUGAAGUGCACUGUUCAGGGCACUAGUAACCCUGACAUGUACUGGUACAGACAAGACUUCGGGAAGGGGCUACGAUUUAUGUUUUACUCCAGGAGUACAACUCACAUAGAUCCAGAAGAGCCAGUGGAUGGAUUCACCGCCAAGAGGCCGAGUGACUCUGAGUUCAACCUGCACACUUCCAGCCUUCGAGUGGAUCACUCGGCCGUGUAUUACUGCGCCUGGAUAGGGACAGACUGCGAAGCUUACUUUGGAGAUGGGACGAAGUUGGUCGUUUUCGAAGGUGCUAUCAAGGAACCCAGCAUCACUAUUUUUCAACCCUCUCCAGAAGAAGUUAAUAAGAAGCAGAAGGCGACAGUGGUUUGCCUCAUAUCUAACUUCUAUCCAGACAAUGUCAAGAUCACCUGGCUCAUCGAUAAUGAGAUUCAGCAGGCCAAUGACAUAAGGAUUCUGACUGAUCCUAAUUCCAGAUCAGUGGAUGGGAACAAAUCCUACAGCAUCACCAGUCGGUUAAGAUUGGAGGCCCGUGAUUUCGUCCAGCCUAGAAAUGUUGCAUGCAAAGCGGAUCACUAUACUUCAGAAAAAGCGAUGACAUACAAUGCACAUUUGACCAUCAGUGUUACAACCUGUGGUAUUCGUAAAGAAGAAAGAAUCCAAAGCAUGGGAACAGCAAAAUUGACGUACUUGAUCCUGUUCUGCAAAAGCAUCUUGUAUGCAGUGUUCGUGUCAUUUCUUGCUUGGAAAACUAAGAUCUCUUCCAGCAAGCGGUUUGACUGAUCAUCAUAAAGCACUGAACUCAAUGAAUGGAUAAUAGCCGAACACAUGAAAGAGGGAGAAGAGACAAAGCAAGUGAAUUGUGAAUAUCGAUGGGUAACUUUAUCCAGGCCAUUCCUGCUGCAAUCCUGAAACUUUGAUCUUUUCCCUGACUCUCCAACAGUGUUGCUUGAGAUUAUCAGAUUAAAUUUAUGCCUUGACUUGCUUUUUCAACAGAAAUAAUUAUUUCAUAGUCUAAUUUCUUUAAGUGUCUGUGCUUUGAAUAGAUUAAAUUUUGAGGGUGCACCAUUCCCAUUCCAGUCUGUCAUUCAUUAUCAAACGCUAGCCAUUUUAAAAAAAUCUUUAAGUAGAAUUAGGGAGAUUAAAAUGCAAGAGGAGGAUAUUCAAUGAAUCAUCCAUGUGCCUGUUCUUUCAAUGUCAACCAUGAGUUCCAAUAAUUACAAGGCCAACAGUAUCAGUUUCUCUAAUCCAUCUAUGCAGGUGAAUUUCUGCAUGCGAAAUUGCAUUUUCAUAAAGCAAUGUAUAUUAUGAAGUAGUAUAAAGCCUUUUGUAACUUAAGAUCCCUUUAAUGCAACUGUCAAUGCUAAUCACCUCAUAGAUUGCAAUGAAAAUGGAGAUUAGAAUCAUGCAUCAUUUGUAACAGUGUUCAGUAGAUAAAGUAUAGUCAAGUAAUGUGUAAUUUUGUACAUAUUGCUGUUUGUUAAUUGUUUAAGAAAUAAAAAGAACAUUU